This is a messenger RNA of Ornithodoros turicata, 2068 nucleotides long. RefSeq names its product tetratricopeptide repeat protein 8-like. Bases 513 to 1934 code for a protein of 473 amino acids. The record is from RefSeq and is a predicted model, not a curated record. Gene Ontology annotation, molecular function: protein binding. Lineage: Eukaryota; Metazoa; Arthropoda; Arachnida; Ixodida; Argasidae. Gene Ontology annotation, biological process: non-motile cilium assembly. Gene Ontology annotation, cellular component: non-motile cilium; ciliary basal body; BBSome. The transcript has 15 exons.
CGCACGCAUCGCGUGCUGAUCCAAAGCAAUCGUGAACAAGAUGGCUUCUGCUGCAGCUUUCGGUCAAAAUUCAAAUUGGGCUGGACAUAGGAAUCUGAAUGCCAUACGUCCGACUGUACCUCCGACAUCGCCCAGGAUGCCACAGUCUUGGACGCCCAAGUGGUUUCAGCAACACGCAGCCGAAGACAUUCAACUCGAACAGGAUAGCAAUGCUCUUCUGGAAUCGCAAGAAAUGCUGGCCGCGGAUCGUCCGCCAUCGAAGUUAAAGGGAAUGACGUGGCUACUUCUGCUACCUGUCGCUUUUAUCCUGAUCGUCAUCUGCAUCGCUUACGCACAAAGAGAGAUUAACCAGGCAGAGACAACGGAAAUCGUGAAUGCCGAAGGUGCGGGAAUUGCCUCCCUGUUCCCGCCGACAGAAUUCGAGGACGACUACACGGAAGACUCCAACGCAACGUCCAGCACCUUCCAGCCAAACCAUACCCUCGGCUACUUUCAAUGACGCUUGAGGACUGAUGGCACCGACACAUCAUGGGCCGAAACGAGGCGCGGCCUGGUGCCUGAAGAUGCAAGCCCUCACGAAAGAAGUAUACGUAGACGACUUGGACGUCGAUGAAGAAGGCCUUGCAGAGUCCCUUCUUGACGACCAAGCCGUGGCACGCGUUGCAAGACCUGGGACGUCUCUACGGACACCGGCACAGAAUAUCAGCCAUGCACUCCGGCCAGUGACUAGGUCUGGACGCCCUGUCACCGGUGUUGUCCGACCAGACACGCAAGGUGGCGGCGGGCCGGGUUUAGAACGGGCCAUUCGCACGGCCCGCAGCGCUGCGACAGCGCGGCCCGCUACUAGCGCCUCGGCACGCAAGACCCGUCUCUCUACGGCGGUUGCUUUGGGUCAACCUGGCGGGCAGUUUAUCAACCUGGCCCGCUUGAAUGUGUCGAAGUAUGCGGGCCGGCCCGCCAUCGCCAAGCCGCUGUUUCAGUAUUUGUACUACCAUGAAAAUGACACGCGCCUGGCUUUGGACCUCGCAGCGCAAGCAACUCAAGCCUGUGACUACAAAGAUUGGUGGUGGAAGCUUCAGCUUGGAAAGUGUUACUUUAGACUAGGGAUGCUGCGGGACGCCGAGCGCCAGUUUAGAUCUGCCCAAACGCAGCAAGCUAUGAUGGACACUUUCUUGUGGCUAGGAAAGGUCUACAUUCGACUCGACCAGCCCCUGGCCGCGCUAGAAGCUUACCGCCAGGGUCUGGAUUUGUUUCCUGGUGACGCCACGCUGUUGACCUGCAUCGGACGCAUCUACGAGGGCCUGCACGACAUCAAUCUGUCCGUCAAGUGCUACAAGGAUGUCCUUACCCGUGAUGCCAUCAAUGUUGAAGCCAUCGCGUGCAUAGCUACGAACCACUUUUACUCGGAUCAACCUGAAGUUGCUCUUCGAUAUUAUAGACGCCUACUGCAGAUGGGAGUCUACACUGCGGAGCUGUACAAUAACUUAGCCCUGUGCUGCUUCUAUGCUCAGCAGUUCGACGUCGCUCUCACGUGCUUCGAACGUGCCUUAGCCAUCGCAAACGACGAUACGCUGCCUCACGUUUGGUACAACCUGGGACAUAUCGGCCUAGGUGCAGGUGACAGACGUCUAGCUACCCAGUGCUUCAGGCUAGCCCUCGUUUAUGACAACAACCAUGCAGAGUCCUACAACAACCUUGGUGUCAUUGAACUAUCUCGCCGCAACCACGACCAGGGAAAGGCGUACUUCAAAGCCGCAGCUGAACUUGCAUCGCACCUGUAUGAGCCAGCUUACAAUUAUGCAAUGCUCAUGGAGGAGGAAGGGAACUAUGAGGAAUGCUUCAGAUAUGUACAAAAGAGUAUCCAGGCGUUUCCACAGCAUGCAGAUAGCAAGACUCUUCUCUCACGGAUGAAGAAGCUCUUUUCUGCUCCGUGAGCGCAGCUAGAAGGAAAUAUACUCAUCGAGUGCCGUACCACAUCUUCGUUUAUUUCUCUGAACAGUUUUGCUGGUAAAAGGCUCCACAAAGAUCGCUCUUAUUGUAAAACUCGUAAAUAAAUUAAACCACAUUU